AUGAACCGCGAGACGAGUUCACCAUUUCGCCAUGACGAAUGUGUCAUACUGGAUGUGUAUGACUGCUUCGACGGGUUAAGAAAUGGAAAAAAAAAUUACUUAAAAAAUGUAGUGAGUGGGAACCCUUUUAUGACAGCCAAUUUGAGCCUCCUUUCGAGUAGGCAGCGAUGCAGCCAUUGUUACUCAACGAACAACAAAGUCUACAUGAAGGGAGAAAUUUACGACGUGCUCCCCGCCCUAUGCAAGGACAAAGAAAUCCAAGCCAUUGCAGCAAACUUAAUUUUCUUCAUUUUAAAAUUUGUGAAUCUUAAAAAUGUAGAAACAGCACAGGAGUAUAAGGACAACAUAAAAAAGGUGUACGCCGACUUGAUCAGAUGUUACCACAAGAUAUUUACAGAAAAAGGAGAACAUGGCGAAUACAUUUUUUCCAUUUUUAACGACCAAGUUGUAAAAUAUGUUAGCCCUUCUUUGAGGAAAAAUAAAAAAAACAUCAUCCAGGAACUUGUGCUAAACAGCUUAUGUUUUUUUUUUAAAAAUAAUAAAACACUUAAGGACAGAUUAGACCCAAAUCUGAUGUGCGAAAUUGUCAAGUAUAGAAAAUUUUUGUACAUACUUGAUUGUCUAUCUUUUGAUCGCCACCUGUUGAGGGAAGGCAUGACUGCCCGACAGGUGGACUAUUUAUUUAGUAACUUUUUAAACGACCGAGCGCACCUUUGCCAGGCCAUUUCGUUAGCUUCGUUGUUUCUGUCUGAUGAGCAUAUCGGUUUUAGUUCCCCCUUUAAGGAAGACAGCGCUUAUAACUGCAGGAUUCUGCUAAAGUACAUACUACAGGCGCAGUCCAAGAAUUGUCUCUUUUUAUUUUUGGAUGGUGUCAAAUGCGACGAUUUGAAGAGGGAUGUCUAUCGGUGGCUGACCUCCGUGGACGAAGCAUCAGGGUUCUUUGCCGACUACUGGGCAUACCUCGCGGCGCGGGAGUACCUACUGCGAAGCAAGGCAAGGGAGACAGGCGAAGCUGAAGAGGACCCCCCCAGCGAGGGAACCCUUAACGAAGGAGCUCAAAACCAAAAUUGCGUCCCAUGGGGAAAGAAGUCACUCCAUAGGCAGAGUGACUACUAUGAGCUGCCCGAAGAAAUGAAAAACAUAUCAAUGGUAACAAAUGUAGAAGGUUUGAAUAGGAUGAUAGGAACGAUAAAGUCUGGUCAGGAACAACACUGGAUGGAUAGCAUAUACAACGAUGACAGGAUUUACACACCCGAGUCCUGUGACGACAUAAUAACUGCAGAAGAUAUUAAUAACCACUUGAGAGGGAGAAAAAGAAAGUAUUACAUCGGCAUCGAUAUCGAAUGGAACAGAAACCAAAAGGCUACCAUCAUUUCAGUGGCGACAAUGGAACAUAUUUACCUAAUCGAUCUUCUAAGUGUGGAUUAUAAUUACAAAAUUUUAAUUCACUCCUUUUUUAAGUGGCUACUAGAGAACCCGUUUGUCUGUAAGCUCUUUUACAACUUUCCCUGCGACAUGCGUAUUUUAAAUUCAUCCUUUCAAGGCAUAUCAAUUUUGUGUACCUACCUAAAUGUGACGGAUCUGAAAGACCCCCUAUUAUUUUUGCACCAGCAGAGUGGGGUCACUGGAGACAGUGCAGAUAGUGUCGUUUCUUGUGAACUGUUUAAUCGAAAUAUAAUUGAGACGAAUGACAUUGAGUUAUUUAAAAAGGUGACAACAAGUAGCUUUCGCGACUACAACGGUAGGGUGAGACAUCGCAACUGUGAUAAUUCCGAGGGAACGAUAAGUGUGUCUCCGAGUCGAACCAGUGAUAAGCUUCAUUUUAAAAGUCUGAAUCAUUUAUGCCAGAAAAUUCUGGGCAAAAAUUUAAAUAAACAAUUGCAGUUAUCCAAUUGGAGUAGGAGGCCACUAAUGGAGAGUCAAAUACAUUACGCAGCCACCGAUGCGUAUGUCCUCAUCGUGCUGGAAGGACUCCUUAUUGAGAGGAAUUAUUCCUCCACGUGUUCCUCAAAUAGUAGUAGCCUUAGCGAUGUGUUUGUUCAGAAGUACAAAUGUAGAAAUUGUUCCUGGGAGUAG
Messenger RNA from Plasmodium inui San Antonio 1, 2076 nucleotides. RefSeq lists its product as hypothetical. The transcript is spliced from 2 exons. Lineage: Eukaryota; Apicomplexa; Aconoidasida; Haemosporida; Plasmodiidae. Gene Ontology annotation, molecular function: 3'-5' exonuclease activity; nucleic acid binding. The coding region runs from base 1 to 2076 and encodes 691 amino acids. The record is from RefSeq and is a predicted model, not a curated record. Gene Ontology annotation, biological process: nucleobase-containing compound metabolic process.